CACUUUAUCUAGGACGUCUCCUACUCCUGACCGCAGCGUCCAGAGCUUUACUGGAGCUUUUUUGCUUGGGCAACGACAAGUAAGUUGUGGUUGCAGACCGGUGGUGGUUUAACCUCUACCAGUAACGUUACAUGCAUGAACAUAGCACGACAAGUCCUGAAUUCCUCCAAGUUUGCAUGUCAUUCAUCUACAAUAAACUGCAGGAGAAGGUUUUGUACUUCACAGCAUAUAAUGACAUCCAGACACACACACUCCAAAAGAAUCCAGGGACUGGACAAGAAUGUCUGGGUGGCGUUUACGUCAGUGGCAGCAGACCCAUCCAUUGUUAACCUGGGCCAAGGCUAUCCAGACAUCCCUCCACCUUCUUAUGUCAAGGAGGCACUAGCAGAGGCUGCAUCAGUGGACAGGAUGAACCAGUACACCAGAGGCUUUGGUCAUCCAUCUUUGGUAAAGGCCCUUUCUCAGGUUUAUGGGAAGGUCUACAGGCGCCAGAUUGACCCCUUCAAAGAAAUCCUGGUCACAGUAGGAGGAUAUGGUUCCUUAUUCAGCACCAUGCAAGGACUGGUGGAAGAGGGAGAUGAGGUCAUCAUUAUAGAACCUUUCUUUGAUUGUUAUGUACCAAUGGUGCGCAUGGCAGGGGCCAAGCCUGUGUUAAUACCGUUACGCCUUAAGUCUGGAAAUCAGACAAUCACCAGUGCCGACUGGUUUCUCGACCCAGAUGAGCUUUCCAGUAAAUUCAACUCUAAGACAAAGGCCAUUAUCAUCAACACACCCAACAAUCCCAUUGGGAAGGUUUUCUCCAGAGAUGAGCUGCAGAUGAUCGCCGACCUCUGUAUUAAACAUGACACACUGUGCUUCAGUGAUGAGGUUUAUGAGUGGCUCGUCUACAGGGGACACCAACACAUCAAAAUUGCCACUCUGCCUGGAAUGUGGGAUAGGACAAUCACUAUCGGCAGUGCAGGGAAAACAUUUAGUGUUACUGGAUGGAAGCUUGGUUGGUCUGUUGGACCUGAGCACUUGAUAAAGCAUCUUCAGACCGUCAUGCAGAAUACUCUGUACACCUGCCCGACACCUUUACAGGAGGCUGUGGCGCAAGGUUUGCUGCGGAACGUUGAGCUGAUGGAUCAGCCCGAGUGCUACUUCUCCUCCCUGGCAGAAGAACUCGAGGGCAAGAGGGACCGUAUGGCUGCCAUCCUGCAAGAGGCUGGUAUGACUCCCGUCAUCCCAGAAGGAGGCUACUUCAUGCUUGCGGACGUCACAUCUCUCAAUCAGGACCUGUCCCAUAUGGUUGGGGAUGAUGCCUACGACUACAAGUUUGUGCAGUGGAUGAUUAAAGAAAAGAAAUUGGCAGCCAUUCCAGUCACAGCAUUUGUUGGAGAUGAGUCCAAGAAGCAGUUUGAGAAAUAUAUUCGCCUUUGCUUCAUAAAGCAAGAUAGUACUCUAGACGCAGCAGAGACCAUCCUGAAAAACUGGAAGAAGAUGUAAAGGGAUGCAGUGUCUAAAGAGUUGAGCACAAUUGCAGGGAGGAGCAACAACUCUUUAUUACUGUAUAUAGGACAGCUGAAGAUGUAACAUGGGAGAGGGAGGGGGAAUGACGUGCAGCAAAGGGCUGCAGGUCGGAGCUGUAUCUGUGGCCACUGUGACAAUGACUGAGCCUUUGUAUAUGGGGCGCAUGGUCUACCAGGUUAACUAUCCAGGCGCCACAUGGCAAUGGGAUUUGACUGUAAAAUAGCACACUAGAAACCGUUAAAAUGUAAGUACGCCCUGAUUGAUCAGUUGCCGAUUGUUUUCAGCUGAUAUUCAGUACGUAAUUGGGAGAGCGGCAGUAACGCUUAGAAUUUUUUAAUUUAGUAUGUAGAUUGGUGCACCAAAAGUGGACAAGCACAAGUUCCACCCAGACAAUUAUAUUAAUUGCAAUUAAUUGCCCCUAGCAACAUGUACUGAGGUUAGCACAGCAUGGGGAUUGCCAAGCUAGUCAUUCCCACUGACGGAUGAAACAGCUGUAAGACCUGGCUGCAGGUUCCUGGUCAGAUGACAACCCUGUGUUGGCAGUGCCACACUGUUGUAGUUAAUGGAAACACAUCCAACACGCUAAUGCACAUUGGACUCUAUCACCAAGAUCAUGAAAAAAAUAAUAUGGUCAUAAAUCGUUACUAGAGUAGUCUACUUCCUUGUUUAAACCUGCAAUUAAGGAUAUACAGAGGAGUAGAAAAGAACAUCUGGCUCCACAAAAUCAUCUGUUGAGUGGUUGACUUUUAUUUAUUUAUGCUUUCGAAUUUUAUCGCUGUUAAUUCUAAAAUACGCUUUAUUUCUCUCUCUCUUCCCCUGCUUGUAGUGUAAAUCUCUUCUGGCCGCAGAGAGCCUACUGUACGAUAGUCAUGUUUUCAUCUGAUUGUCAAGCAAAUUUAACAUUAAGUGUCAGGAAGACAACCGUUCACCGCUGUGUAUACGCGGUGAACACCACGUACCUUAUUCCACAAGUGUACGGCACAUUGGAUGGGACUCAUUUCCCAAUCCUUUCCCCAUCCAAUGGAUAUCGGGACUAUAGUCAGUCAUCAGUCAGUCAUGUGAGUUACAUGGUCGCUACGUCACAACUUAUUCGGCAAAGCUGUUUCCAUCUCCCAUUUUGCGCAUUAACUCUUUUUUGAAAAAGCCAAAAACCAACUUAAAUGAGCCAAAUUCCAUCAACAUUUUCUAAUAUGGUACUCCAAAAUGCACAUAAAAUACAUUGAUGGAAACCUGGAAACCUUGGAAACCAAUUAACACUAGUUCUGGUGGUGUACAGCCGUUAAUAUAACACAUCCAUGUGUAGAGCUAGUAGUCGACAACGUUACCCGUUAACUAAAUAUGAUAUGUUAACUGCCCAGCCCAUUUCCAACAUGUAAGGUAAUUGUUAUGCAUUGCUCCUUGGUUGUGCCAUAGGUGCCAUCUGAAAUUGCCUUGACCAAGGAUCAAACCACGUUGACUGGCUGGGUUUGAAUUGCCAAAAUGAGGGUUGAACACAUGUCCAAUAAACUCGGUCCAACCCUGGUCGUUGGUGUGAAAGUGGUACAAGGUAAUCAGUGCUGCUCCUGGCAAAUAAAGCAAGGUACCUUUGUGAAAACCAGAGCCGAAAAUCCCCACCAUUUGGCUUUCUAAACAUUAUUCUAACGUAUAUUUAUAACGAUAUAGGAAUGUUCAGAAUAGGUAUUUAGGAAAAGUCAGGGCAACGGAAACAGCAAUGACUAAAUAAUUAAACAUUUUAGCCCAAACGUUCAGUUUGUUUGUCAGUUAAUAUUUUCAUAGAGGUUUAACAUUAGUCGGAAGGUGAGCCAGGGGCUGCUUUGAUUGUACCUUUCUGCUGUAACUCUGUCCUUCUGCACUGUUUAGUUUCCAAUAAAACUGGAACCCAGACACAGGUCUUUGGUUGGUCUGUUUUGGAAAAUAAUAGUUUAUACCAUAAUGGGGAGUAGAGUUUCUUUGAUGUUAAUCUCAGAUUACAAAAUACAAAGUUGGAAAGU
Messenger RNA from Etheostoma spectabile (orangethroat darter), 3500 nucleotides. Its product is annotated as kynurenine--oxoglutarate transaminase 3. The transcript is spliced from 14 exons. NCBI's taxonomy places the organism in Eukaryota, Metazoa, Chordata, Actinopteri, Perciformes, Percidae. Gene Ontology annotation, cellular component: mitochondrion; cytoplasm. The coding region runs from base 136 to 1485 and encodes 449 amino acids. The record is from RefSeq and is a predicted model, not a curated record. Gene Ontology annotation, molecular function: L-kynurenine:2-oxoglutarate transaminase activity; pyridoxal phosphate binding. Gene Ontology annotation, biological process: biosynthetic process.